This is a messenger RNA of Gongylonema pulchrum, 552 nucleotides long. NCBI's taxonomy places the organism in Eukaryota, Metazoa, Nematoda, Chromadorea, Rhabditida, Gongylonematidae. The record is from the annotation of a GenBank genome assembly.
AUGUCGGCGGCUAUGGAACAUUCGUAUCCCAAACUGAGCCUGGCUAUGGAUCGCGAAUCCCGUUGCAGCAGCACCGAUGGAUCUUCAAGCGUCGCGCACGAAGAAUACUUUCCGGAAAAAUGUAACCCUCACUAUGCCUCGGACUCUGCUACUUAUUUUCAACCGUUGACGGGGCAAAAUAAUAGUUUUUAUAACCACAGCCCGGCAUCGGGAUCCCAUAUAGGCACAAAAUUUCAACAGCACUCGCAGCAGCAACAGCCCCAAAACAUGCCUGAAACCACCGGAUCCAGACCGGCAACGGAACUCAGUUCAAUGGACCUAGAAGAUCUUCCGUCAUUGUUUUCGCCUCUUUCCGCUUUCCUGAAUGACGUCGAUUUUGAAGAGAACAUGGUGGACAUCCAAGAACUGGAAGAAUAUCUCGUAGCUCCCAGUGAUGCAACAACAAUGAAUACGUUUGAGUUAUUGAUGAAUGAACAAACUGAGGAUCAGGGCAGUGCACGGGUUCCAGACACUGAUAGUGUGGUGAGAUUUUUCGGAAUUCCGGAUCUGUGA